AUGACAAAACAUUUUACAAAUGAAGAAAAAACACAAAUGAUUGCUUUAUAUGAAGCUAAUGUUGAUAAAAUUGAAAUAUUAAAAAAGUUUAAUAUCAAUAAUUCAACAUUAUUUAGAGUAAUUAAAGGAUAUCAUGAAUAUGGCAAUUUUGACAGAAAACGUGGUUCAGGAAGAGAUGUAUUGUUAAAUAAUCAUACAGUGGAUUAUUUGAAAUUAAAAGUAAGUAAAAAUCUAAAAUAUGGAUUUAAUAAAUUUAAAGAGGAAAUAAAAAAAGAUUUAAAUUUAAAAGUUUCUGUAAGAAUUAUAAGAAGAAAGUUAUCUCAGGUAGAUUUAAAGGUAUAUAAGUCACUGAAAAAACCAUUACUGAGCAAAAUAAAUAUUUUGGAAAAUUUUAAUUUUUCCUAA
Hepatospora eriocheir is the source of this 405-nucleotide messenger RNA. The record is from the annotation of a GenBank genome assembly. Lineage: Eukaryota; Fungi; Microsporidia; Hepatosporidae.